This is a messenger RNA of Melozone crissalis (California towhee), 3056 nucleotides long. RefSeq names its product PDZ and LIM domain 7 (gene PDLIM7). Gene Ontology annotation, cellular component: Z disc; filamentous actin; adherens junction. The record is from RefSeq and is a predicted model, not a curated record. NCBI's taxonomy places the organism in Eukaryota, Metazoa, Chordata, Aves, Passeriformes, Passerellidae. Gene Ontology annotation, molecular function: actin binding; muscle alpha-actinin binding. Gene Ontology annotation, biological process: heart development; muscle structure development; actin cytoskeleton organization.
UCGAGUCCCGCGUCGGUCCGCACCGUUCCGCUCCCCUCCCGCCCGCUCCGCCGGGCCCCGCUGGCCGCGGAGAUGGGCGACAUGGAGUCCUACAAGGUGAUGCUGAACGGGCCGGCACCCUGGGGCUUCAGGCUGCAGGGAGGGAAGGAUUUCAGCAUGCCGCUCUCCAUCUCCAGGCUGACUCUGGGUGGGAAGGCAGCCCAGGCCGGCGUGGGAGUGGGUGACUGGGUGCUGUACAUCGACGGGGAGAGCACCAGUGCCAUGACACACAUCGAGGCCCAGAACAGGAUCCGUGCCUGUGGGGACAGGCUCUGCCUCACCUUGAGCAGAGCCCAGAACCAGCUGGGGAAGCCACAGAAGGACUCACUCCCCUGCUCUGAACCCCUGAAAUAUAACUUCGCUCCCAGCACCGCCCUCAACAAAACAGCUCGGCCCUUCGGGGCAGCCCCCCCAGCUGCUGGAGCCCCCCAGCAGCCCCCACAGCCUCUGCAGCCCCCCAGCACCCCUGGGUGUGACCCUGGGAAGCUGAGGAUGUUGGAGGACGCUGAGGACUGGCAGCCCCGCACCGGCACCUCGCAGUCCCGCUCCUUCCGCAAGCUGGCCCAGCUGACGGGCACAGGUGGCAUGGAGGAUGGUGAGGAUGAAUUUAUUAAAAAGCCCAGGGAUUCCCAUGGGUCCAUCUGGGGCAUAGUGGAGCAGCGGGAGCCUCUGGAGCCCCCCAGCACCCCCGGGUGUGACCCUGGGAAGCUGCGGCUGAUGGAGGACGCGGAGGGCUGGCAGCCCCGCACCGGCACCUCGCAGUCCCGCUCCUUCCGCAGGCUGGCCCAGCUGACGGGCACAGAUGAGAUGGAGGAUGGUGAGGAUGAGAUUGUUAAAAAGCCCAGGGAUGCCCGUGGUUCCAGCUGGGGCACGGUGGAGCAGCGGCAGCCCCCACAGCCUCUGGAGCCCCCCAGCACCCCCGGGUGCAAUCCUGGGAAGCUGCGGCUGAUGGAGGACGCUGAGGACUGGCAGCCCCGCACCGGCACCUCGCAGUCCCGCUCCUUCCGCAAGCUGGCCCAGCUGACGGGCACAGAUGAGAGUGAGUCCCCACAGGGCCUGGCACUGCCCGGGGCUGCUGGACUCUCCCUGGGCUGCCAGGGUCUGGCAGAAUCUGGAGUGGCACUGGAGCGUUGGUUUUGGCCCUGUGUGGUCCCUGUGGGGUGGCUGAGUCAGGGGAGCUGGUGGGGCUGUGUGUGGUCGUGGUGGUGCCACCGGUCUGGGGUCUUGGUCUGCCCUGUGACUGGGCAGGGCUUUGUUUUGGGGCAGGGGUUGGUGGGAGGAGAGAUUUGUUUUCUUCUUUUCCCCCUUUCCCCUCUUAUUGUGCCGGGGCCUCUGUCUGUGAGGACUGACUAUUUCCUCCUUUCUCUCCUGCUGCGCUCAGUGGAGGAUCAUGAUGAUGUGUUUGUUAGGAAGCCCAGCCAGGUCUCCGUGCCGGACCCGUCCCCAGGAGCAACGAUGAAGACGGAGCCAGGACUGGCCCCCAGGACCCCCAGUGCCACCCCCAGCCCCACCAGCCGCCCGCCCUGGGCUGUGGACCCCUCGUUUGCCGAGCGCUACGCCCCGGACAAGACGAGCACGGUGGUGAGCAAGCACAGCCAGCCAGCCACGCCCACCCCCAUGCAGAACCGCAGCUCCAUCGUGCAGGCAGCCCAGCAGGCCCCCGAGGGGCCCGGCCGCACCCCCCUGUGCUACAAGUGCAACAAAGUCAUCAGGGGACGGUACCUCGUGGCGCUGGGACAUUAUUACCACCCCGAGGAGUUUGUCUGCUGCCAGUGCAGGAAGGUGCUGGAUGAGGGCGGCUUCUUUGAGGAGAAAGGCUCCAUCUUCUGCCCCAAGUGCUACGACACGCGCUACGCGCCCACCUGCGCCAAGUGCAAGAAGAAGAUCACUGGGGAGGUGAUGCACGCACUGAAGAUGACCUGGCACGUGCAGUGCUUCACCUGCAACGCCUGCAAAACUCCCAUCCGCAACCGAGCCUUCUACAUGGAGGAGGGACAGCCCUACUGCGAGAGAGACUAUGAGAAGAUGUUUGGCACCAAGUGCCGCGGCUGUGACUUCAAGAUCGAUGCUGGGGACCGGUUCCUGGAGGCGCUGGGCUUCAGCUGGCACGACACUUGCUUUGUCUGUGCGAUCUGCCAGACCAACCUGGAAGGGAAGACGUUCUACUCCAAGAAGGACAAGCCUCUGUGCAAGAGCCAUGCUUUCUCCCACGUGUGAGGGGUGGAAAUCCAGCUGUGCCCACACAUGCCCCUGGCCCUGCAUGCUCCUCUCCCCCUGCCCUGCUGGCCCUAGGGAGCCAGGCUGGGCCCUUGGCCAUUUCCCUUGCUCCUGCCCCUUUCCUAGCAGCUCCUGGCUCAACUCCAGCCAGAUAGAGUGCUGGGUCCAGCCUUUGAUAGCUGGGUGACUUCUUGUAUGCUUUUCAGCUGGCCCUAGGAGCCCUGGGAAUGGGAUGCUGCAUGGAUCUCCUGCCCCUGAGCCACGCAGCAUGGUGGGCACAACCAUGCUGAGGCUGGAAUUGGAGAGGGUCUGCCACAGCUGGGCUGCUCCCUUGCUGCCUGGCAGCUCAUUGCUGGGGCAGGGACACUCCUUACACAUCCCUCCCCGAGUGGGUGAGGACCAGCUCCUGUCUCACUCUCCCCAGCCUUCCCUGCUGUGUGCUUGGGGCUGGAGACCCAGCCCUGCUCCUCUGCUGGGGCCCUGCCCAUGCCCACCCACCAGGCACCCCUCACACUGCUGCGGUGGUUUCCUGCCCCAGCUGCAUUCCAGGGGUGUCUGUCCCUCAUGCCCCCCACCCUGGUGGCAUCCCCUGGGGCUGGCAUCACCCCCAGCCGUGGGCUGGCAGCGUGUGCUGAUGCCAGCCCAGCCAGGCGGCUGCUCCUGCAAGGCUUGGGCACAGCUUCCUACCAAAGAGCUCUCUGCCACUGCCAUCCUGGGGCCACCGAUGCCUCCCCCCACACCACACCCUCCGGUCGGGCUGCCCUGAUGUAGCCACGGUGCUUUUAGUGCCUUUAAUAAAC